GUGUGUGCCUUUGAAUUUGAUUUGAUUAGGAAAGUGGGUUAUGCUUAUUUGUGAGAAGACGGAGCGUGUCGUUAAACCCACCCCCCUCCCCUUCUUCCUGUUGCCCAAUUCCCCAGCCGCUUAUUUCCCCCAGCCCACAAAAUGUCGGAUUCCUCCAUAAGUCGUCGGGAAAGCUCCAGAAAACGAAAGGCCGCCCAGUGCUCUCUUGGUUCGGGUGUUGACAAACCCAUUCCCGCUGCUUCUGCUGCGAACAAGACUAUGACUGCUGUAUUCAUAGAGAGAGCAGGAGGGCCAAAUGCGUUGGUGCCGCAAGAGGUUGCCUGCCCUGAACCAAAACUCAACGCUUAUGAGGUUUUGAUUAGAGUGGCAUACAUUGGAGUUAAUAGGCUAGAUUUGGAACAAAGAUUAGAGGGGCUCAAAGGAACAGAUGGAAAGAGAUUUUGCCCCGGGCUCGAAUGUUCGGGCGUUAUUGAAGCUGUGGGUGAAAAGGUUCGACAUAAAGUGGGUGACAGUGUUUGUGCCUUCCUUGACAGUGGGGGCUACACUGAAAAGAUAGUGUUACCUAGUUGGCGAGUGCUUUGCACUCCUCCAGACAUGGAUUUGCGAAAUGCUGCGUGCCUUCCAGAGGCGGCAUACACUGGUUGGAGUGCUUUAUCUCGGGCUAACCUUGGACAAGGAAAAACAAUUUUGAUGCAGAUACACGAAUCUUGUGGAGAUGUUGCAGUAUUUGCCAUACAGAUGGCAAAGUACCUGAGAGCUAAGGUUUUUGCUGCUGCAGAUAGUUUGAAAAAACAAGAGUUUUACAAGACACUAGGUGCCGAUAAGUGCUUCAAUUAUAGGAAUGCAGAUUUUGUGUCUUUAGUGCAAAGACAAGCGCGGGAAACAGGUGGCAUUGAUGUGGUCUUGGAUUCUUGGGCAAUCAAUUUACGUAAGAAUUUAAAAAUCUUAUGUAAUGGCGGUUUACUACUUUAUGUUGACGUGCAUGGUUUCUCGCUGGAAGUAUUACAAAUUGAUUCUCUGAUGUCCAAGAAUGCAAAUAUCCAAGUACUUUGUAGGUCUGACAAAAGUAUAGAUAGUAUUCAAGAAUUGAAGGCUUCGGUCUGGCCCGCAAUUUGUGCUGGACAUGUAAAACCAUUCAUUUACGAAUGCUAUCCACUCUCCCAAGCAGCAAAAGCUCACAAGGCUAUGGAGAGGAAAUAUUUCUUUCAGCGUAUGCUUUCAGCCCUAGGACCUUGGACGUCCAAAUUAGAGCGUCAUGUUUACACUGGCAUGGUAGAAAAAUGUGUGACUGGAAAAAUAUUGCUUCGUGUUGACAGCAUUGAAGAGGUCAAACGCCACAGCUAAAGCUGAAGCUGUAGACUGGUUCUCUUUCAUCAUAUAUGCGAACAUCAUAAAAGUAUAUAUAUAUAUAUUUUUUGGUGGGUAAUUUGCAAAGAGACGUGUAAAAGACGAGUUCAACUAAUUUUAAUGUCUUAGCACCAGUGUCUUUCAUCAUAUUACGUAGAAGUUAAAGCGCAGCCAGAGAGAUUUUUUUUUUUUUUUUGUGUAAGCUCUCUCUGCUAAUCUAUUAAUUCUUGUAGCUAAGUCAUCCUGCACAAAUCCCGUGUUUCCUUUA
This is a messenger RNA of Coffea arabica (coffee), 1615 nucleotides long. RefSeq lists its product as uncharacterized. The record is from RefSeq and is a predicted model, not a curated record. Lineage: Eukaryota; Viridiplantae; Streptophyta; Magnoliopsida; Gentianales; Rubiaceae. Gene Ontology annotation, molecular function: oxidoreductase activity, acting on NAD(P)H; NADPH binding.